UUUUCCAGAUGGAAUUGUAGUUUGGGGUAAAAAUUAAAAAAAAAAAAAAGCCAAUAAUGCAGUUAAUGUAUUUAAAUCUUAGAAGACGUUCCAGAUUUUGGUCGGUGGUUUGUGAGGCGUUUGCUUGGCCCGAGGAGCCGCUCCCCCGAACGACCGCUAGGUGUCUCACUCCGGAGGAGCACGAGAGUGAGAAGAGUGGGCGCCGCGGACUGACCUGCCUCCUCCGAAGAUCGUCUAGGUGCGAUACGUACGACGCACUGCACAGACCGAGUCCAGCGCGUCCGGCCGGCAAAUUUUGUCAAUAAAGAAGAGCAAAAACUUUCGAUGCUUGAGAGUUUAGGUUUUUCCGCCGCUGAGGAGGCCUCCCGAGCAGAAACCACUUGCAGUAUUAUGGCCUCGGAUCAAGAAAAGUACAGGCGUCUUAUGAAACAGCUUCUGGGGAAACCUGGGAAUGGAAACUGCGCUGACUGCGGGGCUGCAGACCCAGAGUGGGCCUCCUAUACCCUGGGUAUGUUUGUGUGUCACAGCUGCUCAGGCCUCCAUAGAAACAUUGCUCAGAUCAGCAAGGUGAAGUCUGUCCUGCUGGAUCCCUGGAGCUCCGCAGACGUGGAGUUUAUGGAUUCUGUUGGUAACCAUGCUGCCAAGGCCAAAUAUGAACAGAUAGUUCCUGCCUUCUACUACCAGCCCACACACAAAGACUGCACGCUCCUGCGGGAACAAUGGAUCCGAGCCAAGUAUGAGAGGAAGGAGUUUUUGUGUGUGGAGAGGCAGGAGCCCUACUCGGCAGGCUACAGAGAGGGGUUUCUAUGGAAACGAGGCAGAGACAAUGGACAGUACCUCAGCCGAAAAUUUAUUCUGUCCGAAAGGGAGGGUGUUCUGAAGUACUUCAACAAGCAUGAUGCCAGAGAGCCCAAAGCCAUAAUGAAGAUCAGUACCAUCAACGCCACUUUCCAGCCAACUAAAAUUGGCACUGCUCACGGUCUGCAGAUGACCUAUCUGAAGGACAAUAGCACGAGGAAUAUCUUUGUUUACCACGAGGAUGGAAAGGAAAUGGUGGACUGGUUCAACGCCAUCAGAGCUGCCCGGUUUCACUACCUGCAGGUGGCUUUUCCUGGGGCUUCCCAGUCUGACUUGUUGCCAAAGUUAACCAGGAACUACAUAAAGGAGGGUUACAUGGAGAAGACUGGUCCCAAGCACAAAGAAGGCUUCAAGAAGAGGUGGUUUACGAUGGACGACAGGAGGCUCAUGUACUUCAAAGAUCCGCUGGAUGCUUAUGCACGAGGCGAGGUGUUCAUUGGCAGUAAGGAAAACGGCCACACUGUUCUUCCUGGCCUCCCUCCCAACAUUCAGGGCUACCAUUGGCAGUUUGGAAUCACCAUAGUGACCCCAGACAGGGAUUUCCUUUUUUCAUGCGAGACUGAAGAGGAUCAGAAAGACUGGAUGGCUACAUUUCAGACUGUUAUCAGCAGACCGAUGCUGCCUCAGGAUUAUGCAGUGGAGGCCUAUUUUAAGCACAAACCAUGACUCUUUUUUCUUGUUUGACGGACCAUUGGUGCAGGAUGAGGUGCAAGAAGAGGAGCUUGAUAAAAAAAGGGCUGAAGAUAAGAUUUGAGAUCUCAUAAUAGGUCUUAUAAAAUGAAAGGUGACAGAGAAAAGGACCUUAAGGUGAGACAUGUUGACUACAACUAUCCUUCCCACAAUUACUCAUUUUACUCACCUUCUUGUCCUGCUCAGUUUCACUUAUAUUAUGUGCCAGAAACAUUUCUUAUGGAGUCAGAAUCUGAGCUGAGUGUUGACCUAAAUCUCAUCCUUCAUGUGAUGUAACUUAGAUACUUGAAAGAGGACAGUCAUCCUGACCUGAAUGUGCAGAAGUCAUGUAUGUAUGUAUGUAUGUAUGCUUUUUGUGUGGGAAUCAGAACUGUUGCUGCUCUGACGUGAAGAGAUUUUGAACAUGUAGUAAGACAUUCUAGCCAGUCACAGACAGGAUCAAAACAUAAUCUGACACGGGUAUGUAAUGUCAGUAAGAAGAAAUAAUACAUUGUCAAAUAAUAAUCCUGACAUUUAUUUCCAUGUAUAAUAUUUAUUUUGAUUUAUUUAUUCUUUUUUUUUUAACCGUCUAAUUUGCUAUCUGCAGCUUACAGUAUUAUGGUGCCAAGCACUGGUACAAUACGUAUUUUAACUUUUAAUACAGAUUCAAUCAGCUGAAUGUAAACUGCUGUGAGGUUUAUUGGCCUUCAUUCUCCUCCUUUUUGUAAAACUGUAUAAAAAAUUAACUUGA
Molecule: messenger RNA, 2278 nt
Organism: Scophthalmus maximus (turbot)
Lineage: Eukaryota; Metazoa; Chordata; Actinopteri; Pleuronectiformes; Scophthalmidae
Product: arf-GAP with dual PH domain-containing protein 1
Exons: 11
Coding region: 325-1524 (399 amino acids)
Biological process (GO): positive regulation of GTPase activity
Cellular component (GO): intracellular membrane-bounded organelle; plasma membrane
Molecular function (GO): phosphatidylinositol bisphosphate binding; GTPase activator activity
Source: RefSeq, a predicted model, not a curated record